AUGGCCCUGGAUGAUGAUAGUGAUGAAGACACCAUCGCCCCUCACCAUCAACCAAGACACCAUCGCCCUCACCAUCAACCAAGACACCAUCGCCCUCACCAUCAACCAAGACACCAUCGCCCUCACCAUCAACCAAGACACCAUCGCCCCUCACCAUCAACCAAGACACCAUCGCCCUCACCAUCAACCAAGACACCAUCGCCCUCACCAUCAACCAAGACACCAUCGCCCUCACCAUCAACCAAGACACCAUCGCCCUCACCAUCAACCAAGACACCAUCGCCCCUCACCAUCAACCAAGACACCAUCGCCCUCACCAUCAACCAAGACACCAUCGCCCUCACCAUCAACCAAGACACCAUCGCCCUCACCAUCAACCAAGACACCAUCGCCAUGGCAUAUUGCAUAUAG
Molecule: messenger RNA, 411 nt
Organism: Procambarus clarkii (red swamp crayfish)
Lineage: Eukaryota; Metazoa; Arthropoda; Malacostraca; Decapoda; Cambaridae
Source: RefSeq, a predicted model, not a curated record